Messenger RNA from Camellia sinensis, 711 nucleotides. The record is from RefSeq and is a predicted model, not a curated record. Lineage: Eukaryota; Viridiplantae; Streptophyta; Magnoliopsida; Ericales; Theaceae.
AUGAAGACUUUGGAGGAUCAGGCCGAGGGUGCCAUCAAAGCUCAAAACGACGCCGAAGAGAAGGCGGAAUCCGCUGAGGCUAUCAAGAAGGUCCUUGAGGCCGAAAAGAGGGAGGCCGAGGAAAAGACGGCCCAGGCCCAAAAAGAACUGCAAGAAGCCUUGGCCACGAAGGACGCCGAGCUCCAAGCAGCCGAUGAGAAGGGCUACAAUGAGGGUGUGGCCGAUGUCACGGCUGACUAUGAAAAGCAGGCCAUCCAGCAUGCUCAUUCCUUCUCAGUGCAAGCCUUUGAGAGUCGGCAGGAGCUGGCCGACAAAAAGAGGGAGGUCUCCAGUCUGCAAAAGACUAACAAAAAUCUGCAGUCAAAGAUGAAGACUUUGGAGGAUCAGGUCGAGGCUGCCAUCAAAGCUCAAAACGACGCUGAAGAAAAGGCGGAAUUCGCUGAGGCUAUCAAGAAGGUCCUUGAGGCCGAAAAAAGGGAGGCCGAGGAAAAGACGGCCCAAGCCCAAAAAAAAUUGCAAGAAGCCUUGGCCACGAAGGACGCCGAGCUCCAAGUAGCCGAUGAGAAGGGCUAUAAUGAGGGUGUGGCCGAUGUCACAACUGACUAUGAAAAGCAAGUGAAGCAGGGUGAGGAAGUCCCUAAGGAUGCCACUCCUGAGAAAGCAUUAUCUGACAUGUCUUUCGCCGACAAGAGCCUUGAUGUAACCCUUUAA